CAGCUGCGUAGAGCAAACGACCUGAAGCUCGUUGAAUGCCAAAAAAAUAUUAUGCUUCCUCGGAGGUUGAAGCAAUUGGUCUUUGUAUCUUUUCACAUUUUUCUGGCAGUGUUGUUCGUUGUGGCGAACAAUGACUUUUGUGCAAGCGUUUUUGAAACUCAAGUUGGUAAGUAAUAACUCGAUCAGAACCUGCGGCUUCAUUUUUUUAUAGUUAAUGUUUCUACAUCGCCAAUUUCCUAUUGCAAAAUUUUCAGAUUUCACUUUACUUGAUCAUGUCAUCAACAAAACUGAUGUUGCCGAUGAGUUUGAAUGUCAGCUAAAAUGUAUGGGAAACAACAGUUGCAAGUCGUUUAAUGUUCAUCGCAAUAAUGCGAAGAAGCUUUGCGAGCUCAACAACAAAACCCGGCAGAUGAAGCCAGGUGAUUUUCAACGGAAGAAAGGAUCUACAUACUAUGGUUCAGUUCAGGUGAGUUGAAAAUAUAUUUCUGGUGUGCACAUAUUCCUUUUUAUAUUCGAGAGCGGCACAAGGCGAAGAUAAAGAAAAAAAAAAUCUCUCUGAUAAUCCGUUUUAUGCUAGAAAUUUGGAGCACCUUUACCCUUUUUUAACAACUUUCAUUAUCAUCAUAAAUUCAUCCUCAUUUUCAUAAUUAUCAUUUUUUUAUUGUGCAAAGAAGAAAGCUAACUGAGAAAAUUCAACUGCAAAAGCUCUUACAUGGAGUUAUGACGCAGUUCGUUAAUGUUUCCUUCUUUUGUGUUGAUCAAUUUUUAGAGCGUGUGUAAUUAUACAUGGUCUUGUUAUACUUGGUUUUGCUCACUGUCUUCCCGAAAAGAAUGUAUAAACUAACCUCUUAUCCUACUCUUUAAACCUGGCAAUAGAAAUCUAAAGAAGUAUCCCAAGGCCAAUGGAGAUUGAUUAACGAUUCAUUGGCCUCCCUUUGCUUUUCUUACAUCUGAAAUGAAAAAAACGAAAAGUCGUCUUAUGCUGUUAACCACUACUCGAAGUUAAAAAUAUAAAUCAAAGGAACUCAAAUAAUCACCUUAUUGAAUACCUAUCCUAAAAACCGACGAAAAACAACACGAAGAAACAUCUGUAUGUAAUACGUUUUGAUAAAACCAACGCAGGGCACUUGUGUGGAUGUUUCUCGUCAGCGAAGCGGCAAAACGAAGGGCGGCCAGUGUCAUCCGAACUACAAAGGAAAAUUGUGCCAAACACGUAAGUGAUAAAUAUCCUUUAACCUAAGAAUAACUAUUUAAUUGGUUCUUACCUAUGCUCCAUUGGAGGACAGACGCAUAAAGGCCUCAUCAUUCACAAGUUUCGCUUCUUUGUUAAAAACAAAUUGGUUCCAUUUUUCCGUGUGUUCAGUUGUUAGUUACAUUCUCCCCUAAGAAUCAGUCAUUAGGAUUAAGGAAUUAAAGAAUUAAAUGAUCACCUACGAGACAAGCCGUUGAUCGUUAAGCAAAGACUCACUGUCAUUACCGCAGGCAAUGUGUAACGAAAAGCGUAGAUAAUAUGAGUAUUGAUGUAAAGGGUUAAAGCGCACUUAUAGAUUUUGUUGAUGAUAAUAAGAGCUGCGAUUUAGGAACUAAAUUUGAUCUCUUUCUUUGAAAAUUAUCAAGUGAGACUUGGCCAGUCUGCUGCAAAUCCUGGAAAAUCUUGCAAGGAUAUUCUUGAUUCAAAAGACUCUGAAGGAGAUGGGGAAUACUGGAUCGACCCUGAGGGCAAAGGAAAUCCUUUGAAGGUCUACUGUGAUAUGAAAACUGACGGAGGUAGGUGAAUGGUGCCAAGAGAUGAUACCGCAUAAAAAUAUGCAUCGCAAUCUGUCAUGUCCUAAUUAUCUACUUAUCAAAAAAAAAAAAAAAGUAUUUUGGUGAGUAAAGAACGAUCUAAAUGUCAAGUCUAUUCCUUGAGCAGUUUACAUUCAAUUUACCGUUUUUCCUUUGUACAUCAUAUUUUUUCCAAUUUGAUAUGCGCAUUGGAAAUCUAUUAUGGAAUUUCUGCACUAAUUUUUUAUCAAGUGUGUGCUCCAGCGGAGUUGUCGACUGGGGCCUUAUUUGUUACCUGAUUAUUUUGGUAGCCAAUAAGGGUUCGACUGCCUAGCAUCCUGCUCGCUCUUGUAAGGAGAUCCGAGACUUUGGGGACUCCAUAGGAGACGUGGAGUACUGGAUCGACCCAGAGAACAAAAGGAAUCCUUUUAGGGUCUACUGUAUCAUGAAAACUGAUGGAAGUGAGCCGAGCGUGAAUGACUUACCAACGAAAGGAGUUUAGUGCGUCUGUUGCGUACACGUCACAAUAGAGAUUAAGAAUUUUGAAGUAAUUAAGGUGCCAUGCAAAACUUAAAAUAUACAAGAAAAAAAUCAACGAUAAAACUUAAACAAAUGAUUUUAGACGAAGGAAGAUCUAGUGAAAAUCUUAAAGAAUAUGCAUUAUGGCGAGCGAAAAGAAAGCAAAGAAAUAAAAUGUUGGAAUUAUAAAUAUCAACACACAAAAAACUCUAAGAGAGUACGAAAAUGCUCACGUGUGGUCCUUACUCUAAAGACUGUUUGAUAGUGUUGCGUAAUGUUUCAUUUCAGGAGGCUGGUUACUUGUAGCAAACUUUGUUUUGAACUCUACUUCACCCCUUAACUGGACCGCUGAGUCAUCAUACCGCGGAAUCAGAAACUUUACUAACAACAAAAUGGGUAUCACAGUGAGUGCACUGAAAGAACUCAGGUCACACUUGCCUUUCACUCAGCUACGAUUCCACUGCAGUAAGAAACAAGGUCGUACGUUCCACGUGACCACGGUCAAUAACAGCACCGGUGAAGCUGUGGUUGAGUACUUCAGCGGCCAGACGUAUGUACGUCCCGAUUCAUGUGGGUCUUUUCAGAGAAUGGAAGACGACAACUCUAAGUUGGUCAUUGAGUGUGAGAGUUGGAAUAAUGACGGAAAAUGGGGAUUUAAUGGAGGCGAUGUCGAAUGGAGGCUGUACAGGGGGGUUGCACGCGUUCCACGCAACUAUCGUUGGAAUCUACUAUAUGGAUCCUGGUAUUGCGAUGAUUGGUAUCAUGUCCCCGUUUCGCCAGGAGAUUUUUGGAAAAUCUAUGUGCGCUAA
Molecule: messenger RNA, 3092 nt
Organism: Pocillopora meandrina
Lineage: Eukaryota; Metazoa; Cnidaria; Anthozoa; Scleractinia; Pocilloporidae
Source: the annotation of a GenBank genome assembly